Molecule: messenger RNA, 1743 nt
Organism: Pteronotus mesoamericanus
Lineage: Eukaryota; Metazoa; Chordata; Mammalia; Chiroptera; Mormoopidae
Gene: FANCC
Product: FA complementation group C
Exons: 14
Coding region: 1-1743 (580 amino acids)
Biological process (GO): nucleotide-excision repair; interstrand cross-link repair; cellular response to oxidative stress
Cellular component (GO): Fanconi anaemia nuclear complex
Source: RefSeq, a predicted model, not a curated record
AUGGCUCAAGAUUCAGUGGGCCUUCCUUCUGAUUAUCAGUUUUGGAUUUGGAAGCUUUCUGUAUGGGCCCAGGCCUCCAGUUUGGAAACCCAGCAAGACAUCUGCCGUCACAUACGUCAGUUCCAGGAGUUCCUGAGGCAGAUAUAUGAAGCCUUGAAAGACAUGGAUUCAAGUACAGUCAUUGAAAGAUUCCCUACAAUUGGUCAACUGCUGGCAAAAACUUGCUGGAAUCCUUUGAUCUUAGCAUAUGAUGAAAGCCAAAAAAUUAUAAUAUGGUGCUUAUGUUGUCUGAUUAAAAAAGUACCACAGGAUUCUGGAGAAUUGAAACUUAACUCCUGGACACGGGGGUUGUUAUCUCAUAUACUUUCAGCACUCAGAUUUGAUAAAAAAGAAGUUGGUCUUUUUACUCAGAGCCUUGGAUAUACAUCUGCAGAUUACUAUCCUCGUUUGCUCAAAAAUAUGGUUUUAUCAUUAGUGUCUGAACUCAGAGAGAAUCAUAUUAAUGGAUUUAACACUCAAAGGCGAAUGACUCCUGAACGAGUAAGAUCCCUAUCACGAGUUUGUGUCCCACUUAUUACUCUGCCGGAUUUUGAACCACUUGUGGAAGCCCUGCUCACCUACCAUGGAAAUGAACCUCAGGAAAUGCUCUGGCCCGAGUUCUUUGAUGCUGUGAAUGAGGCCUUUUUGCUGAAGAAGAUUUCUCUCCCUAAAUCAGCUAUAGUCUGCCUCUGGCUUCGACACCUUCCCAGCCUUGAAAAAGCAACGCUGCAUCUUUUCGAACAGCUAAUCUUCAGUGAGAGAAAUUUUCUGAGAAGGAUCGAAUGCUUUCUGAAAGAUUCAUUGCUGCCUGAAGCAGCCUGCCACCCUGCCAUAUUCAGAAUAGUCGAUGAAAUGUUCAGGUAUGCACUCCUGGAAACCAACGGAGCCCCAGGAGUACUAGCCAUCAUUCAAGUAUUUACAUGGUGCUUCGUAGAAGCUCUGAAAAAAGAAAACAACCAGCUGAAGUUUGCAGUCAAGACCUACUUUCCCUAUGCUUCUCCAUCUCUUGUGAUGGUGCUACUCCAACACCCAAAAGAUAUCCCACAGGGACUGUGGCACCAGCCACUGGAACAUAUUUCUGAAAUGCUCAGAGAAACGGUGGAAGACCAGACCCACGGGUCCUCCGGAGGCCCCUUUGAGAGCUGGUUUUUGUUCAUUCACUUUGGAGGAUGGGCUGAGAUGGUGGCUGAGCAGUUACUGAUGUCAGAAGCUGAACCCCCUGAGGCCUUGCUGUGGCUCUUGGCAUUCAGCUACAGCCCAUGUGACGGGAGUCAGCAGAGAACACAGACCAUGGCAGAGGUGAAAGCAGUGCUCAGCCACUUCAUGAAGCUGCUCAGAAGUCCAACCCUCUCGGCCGGGGAUCUGCAGGCAGCCGCUGAAGAGAGCCGAGGCAGAGACCCCAGGCCACCUGCGUGCAGAAGGCUGAUCAGGCAUCUCCUCCUGAACGUCCUCCUCUGGGCUCCUGGGGGACAUGCAGUUGCCCGGGAAGUCAUCAGCCUUAUGGCUCAGACUGAUGAGAUAACCCAUGAGAUUAUUGGCUUCCUGGACCAGACCUUAUACAGAUGGGAUCAUCUUUGCAUGGAAGCCCCGGCAUCAAGAAAACUGGCCAGAGAGCUCCUUACAGAGCUGCUCGCACGAGUCGAGCACAGGCCUGUUGACCGCGUGGCUGCCAUACAGCCUGGGCUUGCUGGGGCCACAGGCUGA